AUGGCUGAAGCGGAACAGUGCAUCAUAUGCCUGGACCCUUUACCUCGACCCUCGGCUCCCCUUCAAGCUCCAGCUGCCCUCACUAUAGCUGCGAGUGAUGCUGCUUCUGCUGGUCCUGGUACUGGUACUGGUGGUGUUUCUGCCGCAUCCGCAUCCGCAUCUGCAUCCACCUUUACUUCUGAGCCCACGCCCAUUCCUGCCACAACCACUACAGCCACAGAAGUUCUUGAGGAUGAUUCAAAUUAUUUGAAUAUUGUCGCUGAACUUGACGGUUGUGAUCACAUUAUCCAUGAUGCAUGCAUUCGCUCAUGGGCGAAAAAGACAAAUACAUGUCCAAUUUGUCGCUGCCCGUUUCAUUCAGUUCGAGUAUACAACGGUGUAGACGGAACCGCCAUCUCCAAAUACGAUGUCCAAGAUAAAAAACAGGUCGCCGAGUUCGAUGUAAGACAGUGGCUUGGCGAAAACCCCGAAGAAGAUGAAGAGGAACAAGGCAACCCGUGCCCUGUUUGCAACUCCUCAGAAAGAGAAGAUGUCCUACUCUUGUGCGACAGCUGCGAUGCCGCCUACCACACCCAUUGCGUAGGGCUCGAAGCUAUACCUGAUGGUGACUGGUACUGUAUGGAGUGUGCCCAUCUUUUUCAGCUUGCGGAAGAGCCAGAAGCUACCGAAGCUGGAGAGCAAUCACCUCGUCCUUCAUACGUGCGUCGCCCGAACCCUAGGAACGUGCGCGGUUACCAUGUACGAACUCGAGAACGACUAAGACGAGCUCGCCGGCAAGCUCGAAAUGUCGAGUGGCAAGGCGCAUGGGGCCAGUUCUCUGGUCGGUUUUACGAAAUGAGCGACUUGGAUUUGGACAACCACGAUGAUGAGGACGAAGAACUCGAGCAAUUUAGGCGAUUUCAAGAGGUUGGGCGACGUGAACUCGAACGCUGGCAACAACGAAUGGACAUCGCUCGCCGCUUGGGUGCUCGUGAUGUCUUUGUGAGCAACAUCCCCCCGGCCAUCAGCGAACGACUUCAACCAGCGCCUGAACCAGUGGUGCAAGAAACACCAGAAGAAAGACAGGCUUGGGGCGCCUUGGAACGUGCACGGCAAACUGAAGAGCCUACCACCAACUCUCGCAAGCGCAAAGGGCGGUCUGUAACGGCGUCGCCCCGCGAGCCAGUUCAAGAACCUGAAAGGAAGCUCAAGCGUCCUCGAACUCGUCGUCUGCCUACACAGAACGGCGAGGGCUCGAGUUCUGUAUCGUCCCCAGCACCUGGACCAUCAACAGCAAGGAUCAACACCAAUGGAGUAUCUUCGAGGAACGGUGCUGCCGAUCAUGGCGGUAUUGACCCUCCCCUAGUCUCAUCACUGCUGAAAGAGCUUGAACCUAGCAUCAUGUCUGACGACGACACAUCAAUAACAAACAAUGGUUGGCGGCACAUGCCAGAUGCCUCAUCGCCAGCUCUCUCGCCGGUUAUGUCACCGACCUCAUCGGCAUUUGGCAGCCCUCGGGCUCUGUCUCUCACUCCUCCGCCUAUGCCAAACUUUAAUGGUCGGCCAGGUUCGCCAACACUCUCGCUCAGCAGCACUAUUCAACCACGAUAUGCACCCGCAAAUUAUUCGCCCCCUCGUAAAAACCAUGAUCACAGCGACUCGGAGAUGCGCUCGGCAAGGAAUGCACCAAACAACUUUUCACCCACUCGUUCACGUCGUGAACGCCCGAGUCGCGAACAAACAAGUCGCGACAAUAGCGAUUCCGAGGCAGGCCCUGCAAGACUUCCCGAAAGCCGCCCGCUAGAGAUACGACAGCCCCGACCACGCCGCCCGGACGAGGUUCCAGUUCAAAGAAAGGAGGAACCUCUAACAGAUCUCAAUCUUACCCAAGAAGACAAAGUUAGCAUAAACGAGAUAGUCAAGGGAGCAUUACGACCGCAUUGGCGGUCUCGAAAACUGACAACUGAACAAUACUCGGUUAUCAACAGAGACAUCUCAAGAAAACUUUAUGACGAAGUCAAAGGUGCAGCAUCGCUCAGCGAUGAGGCCCGCCGACAAUGGGAGAACCGAGCGACCAGGGAGGUGGCUCAAGCAGUUGCAGAAUUGUCUGCUUAG
This is a messenger RNA of Fusarium poae, 2094 nucleotides long. RefSeq lists its product as uncharacterized. The coding region runs from base 1 to 2094 and encodes 697 amino acids. The transcript is spliced from 2 exons. Lineage: Eukaryota; Fungi; Ascomycota; Sordariomycetes; Hypocreales; Nectriaceae. The record is from RefSeq and is a predicted model, not a curated record.